CCGGAUGUUUCGCGCCGCCCCCGCCGCCAUUUUCGGCCGCAGCGACCGCGCUCCGCUCCGCGAUGUCGGCGCCCUCGGCCCCCGCCGCCCCUCCCCCCGCCGCGGCCGAAGGGGGGGGACCCCCGGCCCCUCCCCCCAACCUGACCAGCAACCGGCGGCUGCAGCAGACCCAGGCCCAGGUGGAUGAGGUGGUGGACAUCAUGCGGGUGAACGUGGACAAGGUGCUGGAGCGGGACCAGAAGCUCUCCGAGCUGGACGACCGGGCCGACGCGCUCCAGGCCGGCGCCUCCCAGUUCGAGACCAGCGCGGCCAAGCUCAAGCGCAAGUACUGGUGGAAGAACCUCAAGAUGAUGAUCAUCCUGGGCGUGAUCUGCGCCAUCGUCCUCAUCAUCAUCAUCGUCUAUUUCAGCACCUAACGCCGCCGGCCCCGCCCUGCCAAGCCCCGCCCCCAGGACCCCCUCAAACCCCGCCCCCAACGCCGCCAGGGGGGCGUGGCCACGCCCAGGCCCCUCCCCCACCCCCUUUAACCCCUCCCCCACCCCCCAAAGAUGGGAUUUUCCCGCCAAAAUCCCCCCCACCCCAAGCCCCGCCCCCCCUCAAACACCCCAAAAUCUGAUUGGCUGGUGGGGGAGGGGCCACACCCCCAAAAUUUGGAGGGAAUUUUGGGGGUUCCCGAGGCCCCUCCCCCACCCCCGAAUUUUGGGGGUCCCCUCCCCCACCCCAGGUGAGCACAAGGGACCCCCCCCAAAAUUUUUUUUGGGGCGAUUUUGGGGGGUCCCAAAAACAUUCCAGCCCCUCCCCCACCCCGUUUUUCCCCCCCUCCCCCCAUCCCAAAAUUUGGGGUGCCCCAAAAUUUGCCCCUCCCCCAAUUUCCCAUCGCCCCCAAACCCUUCACUGCCGAAAAUGGGGGGGGGGAACCCCAAAAAUUGGGGGGGGGUCCCAAAAUGGGAGAGCCGAAAAAAAUUUGGGGGGGGGGACCUGAAAUUUGGGGGGGGGGUCCCAAAAAUUUGGGGGGAACCCAAAAGUUUGGGGAGACCCCAAAAAAUGAGGGGAGAUCCCCAAAAAAUGGGAGGAGUCUGAAAUUGGGGGAGCCCAAAAUUUGGGGGAGGGGGGUUCCCGAAAUUUGGGGAGACCCCAAAAAAAUGGGAGGAGCCCCCAAAAAAAAAUGGGAGGAGGCUGAAAAUGGGGGAGCCCCAAAAUUUGGGGGGGUCCUGAAAUUGGGGGGUCCCAAAAAUUUGGGGAGACCCCAAAAAUGGGAGGAGGCUGAAAUUGGGGGGGGGGUCCCAAAAUUUGGGGGAACCCUAAAAAAUGGAGGAGCCCAAAAAUGGGGGGGGACCCCCAAAAUUUUUGGGGAGAGCCCAAAAAAUUGGGGGGAACCCAAAAUUUUGGAGAUUCCAAAAUUUGGGGAACCCCAGAAAUGCGAAAGCCCAAAAAUUGGGGGGGUGACCCCAAAAUGGAAGAGCCCAAAAAAUGGCGGGGGGAGAUCCCCAAAAAUGGGAGAGUCCAAAAAUGGAGGGGGAACCCAAAAAAGAGGAAGAUCCCAAAAUUUUGGGGGGCGGGGGAGCCCUAAAAUUUGGAGGGACCCCAAAAAUGGGAGAGUCCAAAAUUGGGGGAGGUACCCCAAAAUUAGGGGGGACCCCAAAAAUGAGGGGAGGACCCCAAAAAUGGGAGAGCCCCAAAAUUUUGGGCUGGAAAUGCCAAAAUUUGGGGGUGGGGACCCCAAAACUGAAGGGG
Zonotrichia leucophrys gambelii is the source of this 1734-nucleotide messenger RNA. RefSeq names its product vesicle associated membrane protein 2 (gene VAMP2). Gene Ontology annotation, molecular function: SNAP receptor activity; syntaxin-1 binding. Gene Ontology annotation, cellular component: plasma membrane; SNARE complex. Gene Ontology annotation, biological process: vesicle-mediated transport; vesicle fusion; SNARE complex assembly. The transcript has 5 exons. The record is from RefSeq and is a predicted model, not a curated record. Lineage: Eukaryota; Metazoa; Chordata; Aves; Passeriformes; Passerellidae. Bases 63 to 416 code for a protein of 117 amino acids.